CUUCCAUGUGGUGAAUUAGCAUAAACAGACGCAUCUGGCAAAGUAACCACUUGGGGGCUAAAGGUAACUGCGCGUCAUAGUUUUAGUGAAAAAAUAGAAUCAAGAAGCAUGCAACUCAGUCUGUGUCAAUGGCAUCAAAAAUUAUUCAGCCCUAUACUUGCUGGAAGAGUCUGGACUCAUUCCUUAUGCCAUUACUGCAAAUAGAAGCCUAGGAAUUGCUGAAUGCGAGGUGGUUCUGUUUCAGAAUUAAUACAAUGAUGGGCAAACUACAAAUUCAGAGUUAUCCUUUUAAAUAUUCAGAUUGCGCUUCUGCAGCUUCCGCAAAAGCAUAAGGGGUCUGAGCCUACGUUGACUUUCAGAGAUUUGCAUUACACGUUCUGUUUUCUUACCAGCACGGGGAAAGUACAAGGAAUGAAUGAAUGAAAGAUAUACAACCUAGUAAGCGCAGUUCCUCGCCAAAGAGUGCAGUUUUAAAAAGCCGAAGUAUCUGAAGGGAGAUAUCAAUGCUCAGUGAAGACUGAACUGCGCAUACUUGAAAUUAUUGUUCACAAAGGAACCUGCACGCUUUAUUUCCACAGAAGAAAAGUUUUGAAAUAUUAGUCUGUGGCAUGGCAACUGAGGCUACAGUGGGAAUGGCUAAAUCUGUUGUUGUAAAACUGUCUGAUGUUGUGGGUGAAAGAACUAAGCAAGUAGGUUCUGCCAUGCAGGAACCUCAUCGUCAGAGAAGGCUGAUUCUUGUUAUUGUGUGUGUGGCACUUUUGUUGGACAAUAUGCUUUAUAUGGUGAUUGUACCAAUUAUGCCAGAUUACCUGGAAUCGUUGCAGUCUAAAGCAAGGGCGUCUCAAGCACCUAAAGAAACAAACUCUAGUUUUUCUAAUGUUACUAGGGGAAUAUUACGGCCAAGGUAUCCUGCGGAAAAUGAAGAUAUAAAAUUAGGGGUACUCUUUGCAUCUAAAGCCAUUCUGCAGCUGCUUGUUAACCCUUUAACUGGGACAUUUAUAGACAGAGUUGGAUAUGACAUUCCUCUUUUAAUAGGACUCACUGUAAUGUUUAUUUCUACGAUUAUAUUUGCCUUUGCUGAAAACUAUGCUACCUUGUUUGUAGCUAGAAGUCUCCAGGGACUAGGGUCAGCCUUUGCUGAUACGUCUGGAAUUGCAAUGAUUGCGGACAAAUACACUGAAGAGGCAGAAAGGAGAAAAGCCUUGGGCAUAGCUUUAGCCUUCAUCUCUUUCGGGAGCUUGGUGGCGCCCCCCUUUGGUGGUAUUUUGUACGAAUUCGCAGGCAACAGAAUGCCAUUUAUUGUAUUGGCUUCUAUUUGUCUUCUAGACGGCGUGCUGCUUUUAACAGUUAUCAAGCCAUUUACAAACAGGACUAGAGAAAACAUGCCUGUUGGCACCCCAAUUUACAGACUAAUGAUUGACCCCUACAUAGCUGUAGUUGCUGGAGCACUGACUACAUGUAACAUCCCAUUAGCCUUCCUUGAGCCUACCAUUGCAGGUUGGAUGAAACAAACAAUGAAUGCAACAGAAUGGGAAAUGGGACUAACUUGGUUACCAGCAUUUUUCCCUCACGUCUUAGGGGUGUAUAUAACUGUAAAGCUUGCUGCCAAGUAUCCAAACUACCAGUGGUUCUAUGGGGCACUGGGGAUGGUGAUUAUAGGGGCAAGUUCCUGUACAGUGCCAGCAUGCAGAAACUUUGGCCAACUUAUCCUACCUCUAUGCGGCAUUUGUUUUGGGAUAGCCCUGGUUGACACCGCGCUGUUGCCCACCCUUGCUUUUCUUGUAGACUUACGUCAUACUUCCGUAUAUGGAAGUGUGUAUGCCAUAGCCGAUAUCUCAUACUCAGUAGCUUAUGCCUUGGGUCCCAUAGUAGCCGGCCAGGUUGUUCACACCUUGGGUUUUGUACAACUAAACUUAGGCAUGGGCCUUGCAAAUGUGCUUUAUGCUCCUACCCUAAUAAUUCUGAGAUACGUAUGCCAAAUGAAGCCUUCCUACUCAGAGAGGAAUGUCCUCCUGGAUGAAGGUCCUAAAGGUUUGUAUGAUACAAUCAAGAUGGAAGAACGCAAUGCUAAGAAAAAGAGGUUUGAUACAGAAGAAAACAGUCUAGAGGCCCACAGAAGACAAUUGGCAGAUAGGUCCUACUCUGAAGAUGAUUCUUCAGGCCCUGAAUACAAUUAAAUAAUGGAAAAACUGAACUGAAAAUUAGUAUGUUCUAUACUUAUGUGCAAUAUUUAUACGUAUUUAUCCCAGUCAUAAGUGUGCAUUUAUUUAUUAUAGAACUGUUCCCCCCACAUAAGUUUGAAAGUUAACAAUGACAAUUAAAAUUAUGCAUCUAAUAAAUCUUUAACUGUUCAUCCAAAAAUUUUGCUGGGGUAUUGUGAAAAGUUUACUAAACUUUAAACAGUGCGCGUGAACGAAUACUGUAUAUCUUUUUACAAAUGUUGAUAUGUAACCUUGGAUUUCAAAAAGAAACUCGAAUAUUCAGGGACUAACAAAAACAUGUAUAUACAACGUAUUAUAUAAGUUCAUGGGUCAAAAAUCCUGCUGUGUAUUUUAUUUUUUCUGUUUUUUACUGUUGUUGGGAAUGAAGCAAGCUAUGUGAUCAUCUCUGCCUGGUGUGUGCAGCUGUUCAACAAAUGCAAUAUGUCACAUUUAAUUCUGAAACGUCAAGAGUAAUUCAAUAUGAAUAAAUGAAACCACAAAGAC
Molecule: messenger RNA, 2705 nt
Organism: Protopterus annectens (West African lungfish)
Lineage: Eukaryota; Metazoa; Chordata; Ceratodontiformes; Protopteridae
Gene: SLC18A3
Product: solute carrier family 18 member A3
Exons: 1
Coding region: 609-2177 (522 amino acids)
Biological process (GO): chemical synaptic transmission; transmembrane transport; xenobiotic transport
Cellular component (GO): AP-1 adaptor complex; membrane; terminal bouton
Molecular function (GO): xenobiotic transmembrane transporter activity; acetylcholine transmembrane transporter activity
Source: RefSeq, a predicted model, not a curated record